Molecule: messenger RNA, 1323 nt
Organism: Phycomyces blakesleeanus NRRL 1555(-)
Lineage: Eukaryota; Fungi; Mucoromycota; Mucoromycetes; Mucorales; Phycomycetaceae
Exons: 2
Coding region: 1-1323 (440 amino acids)
Source: RefSeq, a predicted model, not a curated record
AUGGAGAAAGCAAAUGGUGUCCGCUGGUCAAAGCUCCAUCAUCUUCCUUAUUUCAACACUGUUGAAUGCACCAUAAUCGAUCCUGUGCACAGCCUCUUCCUUGCCGCCAUGCAAGACGAAGCAGACAAGUUGAAAGUUCUUGUGGGUUUCACUUCCUUGAGAAAGAAAAUCGCAAUGAAUUUUCCUUUUAUGAAGGCUGGUGAAUGGAAGUCCUGGUGUCUCAUAUACUCCCUUGCCAUUCUGCUUGGCUGUCUUCCACAAGAGCAUUUUGACUACUGGAUGUGCUUUGGCAAUGCUUGUUGCUACCUUACCAUGCCCAGCAUCACAUACUGCUACCUAGCUGAGGCUCAUUUUUGUUUGCAGUUGUUUUGCCAAAAGAGUGCGGAAUAUUAUGGGGAGCAGUUUAUCUCCCCGAAUAUGCAUCUACAUCUCCACAUACAGAAAACAGUGGUUAACUUUGGACCGUCGUAUGGAUAUUGGCUAUUCAGCUUUGAACGCUUUAAUAUUAUACUUAAAGCGUAUAAUACAAAUGGCAAGGAUGGUUUUGAAGCAACAUUUAUGAAGAAAUAUAUGGAAAAUACAUCUAAGGCCAAUCUCAUCCAUACAAUUAUGCCCCUACUUAAAAACGAAAAUCAAAAAACAUUACUGAGUGAGCUUACAAACACCAAUAUGCCACUAAUCAAUAUGCCACCAAUCAAUAUGCUACGAAAUUUUAACUUGAGUGUUUUCCUUAACUCUAUGAACAAUAUGCAUCAAAUCAGAGGUAACGAGCCAUUAACUCAAAGCUGCUAUCUGCUCAAACUUGGCCACUAUGAACCUAUGAGAGAACAAGAAUAUGCCCAUCUCCUCAACUUUUACCAUAUAAGAUAUGCCAAUAUAAAUCUACGAGAUUAUUGGGAGGCAGUCGCCUAUAUGCCGUUUAUAAACAAUAUCAUUCAAAAGAUGUCAUCCAUAAAUCUUCUUGGCCAGGUUUACAAAAGUGAAUCAUUUAUACAGUCAUUAUUUAUAAGAACUAACAGCACUGCAAUCAAAACGUAUACUGGUCAAAUACAAUACAUAUUCUUAAAUGACAUCAUUGACCUUAGACUAUAUGAACCAAUCUGCCACACUUUUGUCUACGUAAAAUGGUACAACUCUGCAGUUGAGAACGCAACAGAAGUGAGAGAUGUUGUGACUAAUGACUUUGAGUUCUUUGCAGACGACUUUCAUUGCAUAUUGCCAGUUCAUUGCAUCUCAUUAUCUGCUGCCAUUGGUGAACCUGUAAAUGAAGAAGGAGUUGUCAAGAUAGUUAUUGUAUCAAUUCUUAGAAAAAUAUAUGCUUAG